Molecule: messenger RNA, 1191 nt
Organism: Adineta steineri
Lineage: Eukaryota; Metazoa; Rotifera; Eurotatoria; Adinetida; Adinetidae
Source: the annotation of a GenBank genome assembly
AUGGUAGACUAUGAUAAACAAACAGACGAUUUUGAUCUAUAUUUACCAAUACUUACAAUAACACCUGAUUCUGAUAUAUUUUCUCUUAAUUUUUCAUCGAAUUUUGACUCAUCAUUAACAUCCAUGUGGAAUAAGACAGGUCUACUCCUAACUCCCCAUGAAAAUAUCAAUUUACAUCGCCAUCCAAUUCUCUAUGGUACAGCAAUCUAUGCUCUUCUACUUAUCAUUGUCGGUACCAUAGGUAAUGCGUUAACUAUAAUUAUUCUUCUUCGUCGUAAUUUACGACAAUAUACAACAAUGCGUUAUUUAACAGCCGUUGCAACUGCUGACCUUUGUUCAUUAUAUUCAUGGAAUUUAAAUUUAUUUUAUAAACAUUUAAUUAAUCCUUAUCAAAAUGAUCUUGAAGAUAAUUCAAUUUUCUUAUGUCGUUUAAUAUCAUUUAUUGCAUUUGUUAGUUUAGAAUUAUCAUCAUGGUAUUUAACAUUAGUUAGUGUUGAUCGAUGUUUAAAUAUACAUUUUUUAUUUUGGAAUCGACAAUUAGGUCGUGCUGAUCGUUCAACUUAUAUUAUUCUUAUUGUAACAAUUAUAAUUAUAUCACUUAAUAUUCAUUUACUUUUUUUAAAUGGUUACCAACAACCAAAUUGUGUUCCAUAUGCAAAACGUACUUGUUAUGUAUGUUAUGCACGUUUAAAUGAUCGACAUUAUAUAUUUCCUAAAUGGGAAAAAAUUCAUGUUAUCAUAUAUAAUGUUAUACCUUUUUCUAUAAUGCUUGUAUCAAACUGUUUUAUUAUUCGUCGUUCAUUAUCAACAGCAAAAAAACAACGAUCAUUCUCAGUUGAUUGUAGAAAUACUAGUUCAUUUCGAAAUGGUACUAAUCGUCAACGUAAACAACGACAAUUAACCUAUAUACUUUUAUCAGUCACAUUUUUAUUUGUUUUUUUAACAACACCAGUUAUGAUAUAUAAUGUCUUUUUAAGAAAUCAUAUACAAGAUCGUAAACCACUUAAAUAUAUUGUCUUAGGAAUACUUUUAUGUAUACAAUUUACAAGUCACGCCAUAAAUUUUUUUGUUUAUUGUUUUGGUGCAUCAAAAUUUCGUCAUGAACUUAAUGCAUUUUUUUCAUCAUCUACACGACAAAAACAACAUCAUCAACUUCUUACAAGAACUCGUUCAACUCUACAAUCAUCUUAA